Molecule: messenger RNA, 2294 nt
Organism: Columba livia (rock pigeon)
Lineage: Eukaryota; Metazoa; Chordata; Aves; Columbiformes; Columbidae
Product: sperm-associated antigen 4 protein-like
Exons: 9
Coding region: 1300-2103 (267 amino acids)
Cellular component (GO): meiotic nuclear membrane microtubule tethering complex; nuclear envelope
Molecular function (GO): protein-membrane adaptor activity
Source: RefSeq, a predicted model, not a curated record
GCCUCGGCCUACUCGCCUGGGGACACAGCGAGGAACAGGAGAGGCCUCGGUGCUCUGCAAGCGCUGCCCAGCGCCAGCUGAAACGCUGCUGUGUUUUCAACACUGCCUGCUCACAAAUGCCAAACACAGCACCAAGCGGGCUGCGGGGUCUCUCCCUGACCCCCCCCGCCCAGCCCCUGCAGCUCUGUCUGUGACGUCACAGCCGUGACAUCACAGGGCCGUGCAGGGCCAAGCCUCUCUGAGCUCGGGCACUCUGGGCCAUUAGCUGUGGGCCUGUGAGGAGCUCGCAGUGUGCUGGUGGUUCUGUGCCUGUGGCGGGCAUUCUCCCAGCUGUCUCCAGGAGGACUUCUGACCGGACAGGCACAGAAGCUUGCUGGAGAGCAUCCCUUCUCCCCAGGAUGGGGAAGAGAAAGGCUCCUCGUGGAGCACAACGGGCUGCCCUGGUGAGGCGAGGAGGCAGGAGGAGCCCGGGCACCAGACGGCGAGGGCCUGCGCGCCGCGGUGCUGCGGUAAAGGAAGGCAAGUUUGGCGCUGCCUUUCACCCCAUCUUUGCACCAAGCCUGCCUGGCUCGGCCGGGCCCGACAGCCCUGCAGAACCUGCGUCCUCCUGCCCCAAAGGAGGCCUGGGGCCACCUCGGCUGUGUGACGAUGACAGAGCUGGCCGUCACGUCUGUGUCUUUCUGGGAUGCUCUAGAAACUGUGGAGUAACCCAGGACUCGUGCCAUCCUCCUUCUCCAGGCCCACUCUCAGUGCCCUGCCUGCGAGGGGACCCUGCCCAGCCCUCCGCACGCCCUGGGCCAGGUUGACACACAGCUGCCCCACUCGAUAGGGCAUAACCACGACCCUGGCCCUGCCCCUGCCCCAGGGAGCGAGGCCAUAGGACCAGCGCCCACCUCCCUGCAGGGAUCUGGCACGUGCUGGACCAGUGUCCUCCAGAAGAGUCCUCAGACUUUUCUCUGUUUUCUUUGCCCAGGCUUGGUCCUCAGUCUGGUGAUGGCUGUGGUCUCCCUCCAGAGACGCCUCAGCCCCGGAAUCUCCACCGUGUGAGUACAAUACGUGUCCGGCAUGGACACACAGACGAAGGGUGCCAGCGGGUCAAGGCGAGCAAGGGGAGGCUGGCAGUGGUCCCCACCAGGAGACCCUGGCUCCUCCCACAUUACUGCUCCUCAGCUGGUAAGAGAAAAUCCCCCAUGCGCAGGGCACUGCUCUUGAGCACUGCUAACACCAGGACUCCCUCUUCUAUUCAGGAAAGAGAUCAUCACCUUGAAAAAGAAGAGGCUCUUCACGAUCCUCGUCUUGAUGCUCGCAGGCGCUCUAGCUGGUGUUUGCUGCGGGAGCUUGAUGCUCAUGUUGAGGCUGUGGACACAGGAUGCGCCGCAGGUGCUGCUGGGGCAGCCUGCCGCCGACCUGCUCUCCCUGCGGAACACGAUGGCUCUGGGCGGGGAACAAUCCCAAGAGAUGAAACAGCUGAGAGAUGAGCUGGUGCGCCUGGCUGCAGAGAUCAGCGCUACAAUGAAGGAAGUUCAGCAAAUGAGAGACGCAAUGUCUGCAACCACGCAGUUGUCUGACUGGGCUCUGAAAAGUGCAGGGGCUGCCAUUGACCUGCAGAGAUCGUCCAGCAGAUGCACAGGGUUCAGCAGUGUCUUUUGGUUCCUGUGUGAUCCACCAGAGCUGGGUACCUUUGUGCAGUCGGAUACAUCCCCGGGAUACUGCUGGCCUUUCCAAGGGUCUCAGAGCGAGGUGCUAAUCCGGUUGCCCAUGCCAAUACAACCGACGACCGUCACCAUCCAGCACACCUCAAAGGCAGCCUCUCCGCUGGGCACCGUCAGCAGCGCCCCCCGAGAUUUCACUGUCUCUGGACUGGCUGAGGAAGGCAAAGAGGAAACUCUGCUGGGGACCUUCACUUACAACGUGCAGAAAGAACCGACCCAGACCUUCCCUCUGCAGAAUGGGAACCCCAGAGCCUUCCAGCUUUUGAAGCUCGGCAUACGGAGCAACUGGGGAAAACGAGGAUACACAUGCAUUUAUCGAGUGCAGGUGCAUGGGAAGAUCGUGGGAGCAAGUGCUGACCACCAGACACAUGUGGACACCUUACCUGAAUAGUUAUUAAAGAGUUAGAUGGAGAAACAGGCCAGAGGGUUGUGGCUGUUGGUCUGCUGCAGGGCAAUGUCAUAUCAGAGGCCCUCUCCAAGCUGCCAAGUUCUGCCUCGUGCAGGCUGAGGCCUUCCUCAGGCUUUCCACUUUCCCUCCGCUUCAGGGACGCUUCCUAACUAAGCAAAAGGAGGUGAUGCUCC